This is a messenger RNA of Fusarium vanettenii 77-13-4, 2088 nucleotides long. RefSeq lists its product as uncharacterized. Lineage: Eukaryota; Fungi; Ascomycota; Sordariomycetes; Hypocreales; Nectriaceae. The record is from RefSeq and is a predicted model, not a curated record. The coding region runs from base 1 to 2088 and encodes 695 amino acids. Gene Ontology annotation, molecular function: DNA binding; DNA-binding transcription factor activity, RNA polymerase II-specific; zinc ion binding. Gene Ontology annotation, biological process: regulation of DNA-templated transcription; DNA-templated transcription. The transcript has 7 exons.
AUGGACGCUGGGCCACCCUCAUCCAGCAACGUCUCACCCGGGCCUGGGCCGCAAACCAGUCGGAAAGAACGCGGCGCCAUUGCAGCUCAGGCCUGUGAGACGUGCCGCAACCGAAAGCAGAGAUGUGAUGAACAGAGGCCAAAAUGUGGUACGUGUCAGAGAUUCAAGCUUGACUGCCGAUACCGAGAACCUCAACCCACAAAGAAGGACAAGACCUUGGUUGAGAUCCUAGACCGCCUCAAAACUGUCGAGUCCAAGAUAGACAACUUGGGCCUCAGAGACACUACGACUCCUCCCCUCUUUAGCACUUCGCAGCCGGCAACCACCUAUCCCGCGAGCACGCCGCUUCUGGUGGACCCCGAAACCCGAGAUCCUCUUCCGGGGGCAUCUCUCCCCUCAACGAGCCCGACGCCUUCCCACCAAGCGGGAGGCUAUCGCUAUGACCCCUCAGUGCCGAGGAUGCUGGAGUGGCCUGUCAUGCGCCAGAUGUUCGAGAGCCUCGGCCAAAAGCCCCCAUCACCGCUGGGCGAGCACGAUAUCCCCGCCCUCCCAAGAGGGCUCCGUGACUCAAGCAUCGCUCUUCCCUCAGAGGGCCUUCAGCCAGUGGGCCUUUCAGGCAACGCCAGCCUUCAGGUGCCUCUGCAGCUCACGGGCUCUCCGUCAGCUCUCAACCUCAGCCCUCCCAGUGUCGACUGGGAGACGAUGCAACGGCUGAGCAAGGGCUACUUUGAUGUCAUCAACUUCCUCCACCCCAUCAUGGACCGGCAAUGGUUCAGCUCCAACACACUCACAUCCAUCCUCAACAAUGGGUUCCAAGAAGGAGCCAUCUCGUCGCUUGUACUACUUGUCCUUGCUCUCGGAGAGGUGGCGCUCACGACUUCUGAAGUUCCGAUAUCUGCGUACAAACAACGCCCAUCGGGGAUCAAGGGGGGGACUAUUGAUCGGCCGCCUGGCCUCGGAUACUUUAACGAAGCAAGAAAACGAAUGGGAUUCGCACUUAGCGAGGUCAGCCUGGAGAAUAUUCAGAUGUUUGCACUGGCGGCUCUGUACCACCAGAGCUGCGGACAGGCCCUGGAGUGUUGGAGGAUGACAGUGUACGCAUCCUUGGCUUGCCAGGCUUUGAUAACAAGCAAACCCAACGAGCUUCACGGCCCUCGCGCAGAUUUGAUUAAGCGGAUAUUUUGGCAUUGCUCCAUCAUGGAAACGUGUUUUCAUAUGGAGUUUGGGCUGCCCCUGACUGGUCUGGAGAAGCUGGACGACGCCAUCGGCCUCCCAGACUUUAGCGGGCCGAUCACCGACGACGACUAUAUUGGCAACCAGGCAACUCAUUUUCAGGAACACUUUGCAUCGCAGAUUGUCUUGCGGAGGCUUUCUGCGAGUUUCCACUCGACUCUCAGCAAGGGUUUUGGGUCUUUUACAGGGUCGUCUAGCAGCGGUAGCCCGGCCCUAAUGAAGCAACUCGACGCACAACUUGACCAAUGGCGGGGUAUGCUCCCAGGCCACCUGCGAUGGCAAGACAACUUGAAUCAGUCGAUGGGCUUCUCGGAUCCCUCGCACGAUGCCUUUGGCGCCGUCUAUACCGGCCAGCCUCUGCAGAGCACGUACAUGUUUACCCCUGACCUCGAUGCACCCCCUGCGAACUACCCAUACGCCGCCGAUAUUCAGGUGGCGCUCCUCCGAACCCGAUAUUACUACAACAAGUAUCUCAUCUACCGACCAUGCGUAUUCAAAGCUCUCCACUACCCAGAGAGUCUGACGCGCGAAGACGCCGAAGGUGCAGCAGAGUGUCUCAAGGCGUCGCUCAAGUGGCCAAUUGCUCUGUCACCGCCGUGCACCAACAAGAGGCUGGUACCAACUACCUUCUUCUGGUCACAGAACCUGUUUGGCAUUCUCAUCCUGCUGCAUCUAUCGCAGCAGCACCCGAUGCUGGUGCGAAUUCGGUCGUCGCUUUGCGGGCAACGCUUCGACGUGGAAGCUACCGAGAGUGUGAACGCAUAUCUAGAUUGGCUACGCGACAUGAAGAAGAUAGACUCGACAGCGAACUGGUGCUGGAAUAUCAUUCGCUUGAUCUAUCGACUGGACGAGUGA